AUGAACCACAAGAACGAGCGGGAAUUGGUGAUACUACAGUUCACCACUUCAGGAAUUUCUAGAAGAAAUUUCGAGAAUCAACUACUUCAGGAAUUUCUAGAAGAAAUAUCGAAAUUCGACCACUUCAGGAAUUUCAGGAAAAUCAACCACUUCAAGAAUUCACUCAAGCCCAGUCCAAUUCUUCCACUCAAGGCCGGUCCAGCCAAGGCCAAUCCACACAAGGCCAGUCCACCCAAGGCAAAUCCACACAAGGCCAGUCCACCCAAGGCCAGCAAUUCUUCCAAAGCAAAUCCACUCAAGGCCAGCAAUUCUUCUAAGGCCAGUCCACUCAAGGUCAGUCCACCCAAAGCCAGUCCACCCAAGGCCAGUCCACCCAAGGCCAGUCCAUCCAAGGCCAGUCCAUCCAAGGCCAGUCCACCCAAGGCCAGUCCACCCAAGGCCAGUCCACUCAAGGCCAGUCCACCCAAGGCCAGUCUAUUAUGGCCAGUCCAUCCAAGGCCAGUCCACCCAAGGCCUGUCUAUUAUGGCCAGUCCAUCCAAGGCCAGUCCACCCAAGGCCAGUCUAUUAUGGCCAGUCCAUCCAAGGCCAGUCCACCCAAGGCCAGUCCACCCAUGGCCAGUCAACCCAAGGCCAGUCCACCCAAGGCCAGUCCACUCAAGGCCAGUCCACCCAAGGCCAGUCCACCCAAGGCCAGUCUACCCAAGGCCAGUCCACCCAAGGCCAGUUCACCCAAGUCCAUCCAAGGCCAGUCCACCCAAGGCCAGUCCACCCAAGGCCAGUCUAUUAUGGCCAGUCCAUCCAAGGCCAGUCCACCCAAGUCCAGUCCACCCAAGGCCAGUCCACCCAAGGCCAGUCCACCCAAGGCCAGUCAACCCAAGGCCAGUCCACCCAAGGCCAGUCCACCCAAGGCCAGUUUAUCCAAGGCCAGUCCACCCAAGGCCAGUCCACCCAAGGACAGUCCACCCAAGGCCAGUCCACCCAAGGCCAGUCCAUCCAAGGCCAGUCCACCCAAGGCCAGUCCAUCCAAGGCCAGUCCACCCAAGGCCAGUCCACCCAAGGCCAGUCUACUAUGGCCAGUCCAUCCAAGGCCAGUCUACCCAAGGCCAGUCCACCCAAGGUCAGUCCACCCAAGGCCAGUCUACUAUGGCCAGUCCAUCCAAGGCCAGUCCACCCAAGGCCAGUUAACCCAAGGCCAGUCCACCCAAGGCCAGUCCACCCAAGGCCAGUCCAUCCAAGGCCAGUCCAUCCAAGGCCAGUCCACCCAAGGCCAGUCCACCCAAGGCCAGUCCACUCAAGGCCAGUCCACCCAAGGCCAGUCCACCCAAGGCCAGUCCACCCAAGGCCAGUCCACCCAACGCCAGUCCACCCAAGGCCAGUCCACUCAAGGCCAGUCUACUAUGGCCAGUCCAUCCAAGGCCAGUCCACCCAAGGCCAGUCCACCCAAGGCCAGUCCAUCCAAGGCCAGUCCACCCAAGGCCAGUCCACCCAAGGCCAGUCCAUUCAAGGCCAGUCCACCCAAGGCCAGUCCACCCAAGGCCAGUCUACCCAAGGCCAGUCCACCCAAGGCCAGUCCACCCAAGACCAGUCCAUCCAAGGCCAGUCCACCCAAGGCCAGUCCACCCAAGGCCAGUCCACCCAAGGCCAGUCCACUCAAGGCCAGUCCACCCAAGGCCAAUCCACCCAAGGCCAGUCCACUCAAGACCAUUCCACCCAAGGCCAGUCCAUCCAAGGCCAGUCCAUCCAAGGCCAGUCUACCCAAGGCCAGUCCACCCAAGGCCAGUUCAUCCAAGGCCAGUCCACUCAAGGCCAGUCCAAUUCUACCAAUCAACGACUGCCUGAUGUUCCUGCACCUGCUGGUCGCCGCCAGUGCCUGCACCUGCCCCUCCUGCCACCAGACCGACAUCAAACAACGCUGUGAGUGCUGCGUCUACCGCCAGCUCGGGAAACGAUCUGGACAUCUCCCUUUAGCUCCUUUAGCUCCCUCAGAUCAGCAGCAGCCAGACCAAAUGGAAGUCGACGAGCAGAAAUUUGUGUUUAACUCCCUUGCUGACGCCGGCAGCCGUUACCAUAGAGACGGACCGGAACUCACAAGCGUGGUUAAGAACGAUAACCACAACGCUUUGCUGAAUGAAUCAGCAGGAAUCGACGCUUUAGAAAGACUGAUACUGAUGUAUCUUGCAGCUAAACCGCAAGCUGAGAACACUGUGUAG
Messenger RNA from Physella acuta, 2211 nucleotides. RefSeq names its product basic proline-rich protein-like. NCBI's taxonomy places the organism in Eukaryota, Metazoa, Mollusca, Gastropoda, Physidae. The record is from RefSeq and is a predicted model, not a curated record.